This is a messenger RNA of Cuscuta europaea, 1395 nucleotides long. The record is from the annotation of a GenBank genome assembly. Lineage: Eukaryota; Viridiplantae; Streptophyta; Magnoliopsida; Solanales; Convolvulaceae.
AUUAUUGAGACAUUAUUGUACUAGUAGUGUGCAAGUUUCACUCCCUAUAUAUAUGUGCAUCUAUACACCAAGCUGAGCAUCAUAUUCCCAUCCAAACUGUUACCAAAGAUUCUGAAGGUUCAAAAUGGCCACUUAUAACAACAUCCCUGUGGUUCUUAGCUAUGUCACAACUACCUUCAUGCUCAUUUUUCUUCUUUCUGUCACCAAUGCUAUAGCUAGUGAGGAUGAAAACACUACACUCAACACCCAAUCCCUCCUUCACCCACUUGAAUCAUAUCAACUAGAUUUGGGCAAAGAUAUUGAUCCCACUAAAUUGACUUUCAAGCUUUCAUUCACAUGGCCUAAAGGCUAUUGCAAGACUAAAGGGUCUGGAUGCGAAAAAGCAACCAACUUGCCUGACCAUUUCACAAUUCACGGCUUAUGGCCUAUCUAUAGAGCUAAGUGCACCGACUCGACCGAGAAGUUCAGUGUCGAUCUGGUGAAAGAUCUUCGAGGUCGUCUUGAUCAGAAUUGGCCAGACUUGAAAAAUUAUGGGAAUCCAAGUAAGUAUGGAACUUUUUGGGAUCAUGAGUGGGUGGCUCAUGGCAAGAAGUGUGCAUUGUAUACCGUCAAAGGUUAUUUUAGGCGAUCUCUCAAUUUGUACGAUGCCAGCAACGUUUUACGGCUUCUUCAACAAGCAGGAAAUCCAACAAAUGUUGAGGGUGUGAAAAAGGCAUUCCCCGGAAGGACACCCACAGUUUUCUGCAAAGAUGGAAGUGAUGGAAAAUAUUAUUUUUUCCAACUUGAGUUUUGCCUUGACAGAUAUGAAGCAUUUGAGAACUGUCCAGAACCAUCGAGGCCAGAUAAAACUCAUUGCACUCCGGGCAAAGAAUUUAGUUAUGGUGCUUAAUUAAUUAAUUUCCACUCUACGAAUAUAUGUGUGUGUAAACUUGAAUAAUCUAAACAGUCUUGGGAUGGCUAAUUAUGUCCAUCAAGCUAAGAUUGGGCUGUAGCUUAAUAAUAGAAUAAGCAAUCCCUGUAAGGCAGUAGGGCGAUUAUGCUGCCCUAAGUACGUAAAUAAUUGCAACUUUGCAUUAAAAUAAAGUGUUGAGUUUGGUUUCAACUUUACAUCACGCAGCUUGAGUUACAAGUAUUAUAUCUUGUGCAAUUUUGCACUAGAAUGUUUUAAUUAGCCUAAAGUUUUAUUAUCUAGUUUGACUUGAUCUGAUUUUGUUGAGUCUAUUUAAGUUUGAUGUGAUCUGAUCAACUGGUCUGGUCAAUAUUGGUGUACGUGUAUUUCACAACUCUGGAAGUUUAGUAUGGUCUGAAUUCUGAAUUCCGUAGUCUGAUUGGUUGUACUACAUGGAGUGGUUUUUAGUAGUACUCUCUCCGUUCCUAAAUGUUCUUCCGUAGUAC